This is a messenger RNA of Dentiscutata erythropus, 1360 nucleotides long. NCBI's taxonomy places the organism in Eukaryota, Fungi, Glomeromycota, Glomeromycetes, Diversisporales, Gigasporaceae. The record is from the annotation of a GenBank genome assembly.
AUGAAAUCACAAUAUCGACUACAAGCUAAACAAUUAUUGUUUAGUUUUGAUAGAUGUUAUUUUGAUCCUGAGGAUAUUUUACAACACAUUAGAUUCGUGUUUAUAGAAAAAAACAUAACUAUCUCUUCGUAUUAUAUUAGUACAGAUAAACAAAAUAUCAAAGCAUUUGUUAUUCUUGACCGUAGAAUUAAUCUUUCUAAUUCUAAUUUGUUUGAGUUAGAUUUUGGAGAAGUAAGCUACACACCAACCAUAGAAAGCUUUCGUUCAUUAAAAACUAUCAGAAAAUACUUCAAGAAAAACAAGAAGAAUAGAUUUAUAACAAAUAUCAAAGAAAUCAACAAUGACAAAGAAAAAAAGAAAUUGUUAGAAUUUUUUGAAAAAAUCUUCAGUAAAAGAACUAUAAUCACAACAUAUUAUCUUAGUAAUUAUAUUAUCGUUAGUGAACCACAUAGAGAUGGUAAUUCUCAUAAACACGUUUAUCUAAAAUUAGAUAAAAAAAUACGUAUAAGAAAAGAAACUUUUUUUGAUAUCAAAACACAAGAAUCAUUGUAUCAUCCAAAUAUUCAAGGAGUUCGUUCGACCAAAUCAGUUAUUGAUUACAUCUUAAAGUUUGGAGAUUAUAUUUCAAAAUAUAAGAUUGAUAAUUUAAAAGUUGCUCAGACUGUUAUUAAAAGAGAGAUUGAAGAAGGAAGAUAUAUAACAAACUCAAAGAUUGCGCAAGAUUAUCCAUCAACAUACACGAUCUAUGGUAAACGUUUGUUGGAUUGGAAAACCAAGAUUGAAGAAGAAUAUUACAAGCAUCCAGGUAAUCCAUUUGUGGAGUUUCACUAUGGUGAUAAACAUUGUGGGAAAUCGACAUAUGUUGAAAAAUUUUCAGAUAAAGAGGCAUACAGAUUAGAAAAUCAUUGGUUUGACGGGUAUAAUGCUCAAAAGAUUCUGGUGAUUGAUGAGUUUAACGGUUCACAAUUACAGUAUACCACAUUAUUAAAAAUCUUAUCAGGACAGCAACAAAGAUUGGAAAUAAAGGGUUCUAAAGAAUUAAGCCAUAUCAAACAUGUUAUUAUCACAAGUAAUUUUGAUAUUAAAUCUCUAUAUCAAAAUUUAGAAUAUAAUAAAGAUCAAUUAGGAUGGCGAAUCGAUGCGAUUUGGCGUUAUCAAAAAUCAGAUAAUGGAUUCUCAGAACGUAAAUGUGAAAAGAAUCCAUAUCUGGAACAGCAACAUCGUAAAUAUCUUAAGCAAAUUGAAUAUCAUAAAUAUUUUAAAGAAAAUUGGGAUUUAUUAGAAGAUAAUUUAAGUGUAACAAAAAAUAUUUUUCAUAAAAACUAUUCAACUUUAGUAUUUGAUAUGAGUUUGCGAGGUG